Molecule: messenger RNA, 6671 nt
Organism: Crotalus tigris (Tiger rattlesnake)
Lineage: Eukaryota; Metazoa; Chordata; Lepidosauria; Squamata; Viperidae
Gene: MCMDC2
Product: minichromosome maintenance domain containing 2
Exons: 14
Coding region: 3623-5680 (685 amino acids)
Biological process (GO): double-strand break repair via break-induced replication
Molecular function (GO): single-stranded DNA helicase activity; ATP binding; DNA binding
Source: RefSeq, a predicted model, not a curated record
CAACCAAAGACCUACAUACAAAUACCCGCGAAAACCUCAGAAAACGUAUAUAUGUGUAUAUAUAUAUAUAUAUACAAAUAUUAUAUAUUAUAUAUAUGACUGUAGCAAACCAAAUAAUGUAUGGUGUAUACAAACACAAUCAAAAUAUCCAGCCCAAAGCCCACUUUUAUCUUCACUAGAGUAUUCUUCAUUGGAAUCCUAGCUCUUAAGGAAUUCAGUCAGCUCAUUUUAAUCAGUUAUGUGCCUCAUAUGAGAUCCAGUUUUCUCACACAAACCACCUAUCCAAUGAAGUAGCUAGUUCAUAAGAUCUUGGAGAAUAUAGAUUAUGUGGAUCAGUCUCAAAUGUAUUAGUAGCCUGGUUUGGGUAGCAAAAUUGUCAUCCAACAGAUUAUCUGUAUCACGUGAGUAUAACUUUUUUGAUCCUUCUGGAUCACUUAGCAAGUAUAUGAAGCCAUUUAGUAAAGCUGUGACUUGGGUGCCAUCAGUAUGCUCACACCAUCAAUCAUAGUAUUCUGCUGAAAUGACUGUCUAUAGAGUUGGAGUAAGAUGCAUUAUUCUUCAUGGUUCUAUUCCAUACUCCAGAGUUGACAUGAGUAUGUGACUUCAGCAAACUUCUACUAAGCUAUGGUAUCCAAAUUUUGUCAAUCUUGUUUAAUUUCUACAUUAAUCCAUUGAAUGAAUUAAUCCAGGGCUUUGGGACUAGAUAUUGCCUAUAUGCUAAUGAUGCCUAGCUUUUUUCCCCCCUGGAAUCGUGUGCUCGACCACUACUUGCAUGGCCUGGUACCAGGCCCUGGCCCAGGUAUUAAGGACUCCUGUUUUAUGCCAUUUUCUGAAUUUAGUCCAGUAUCUCUCAAAUAUGGUACUCUAAAUUAGGCCUAAUGCUCCUUUUAGAAUCUAACCAACAUAGAAUAAGGUCAAAUCAUGAUUGAUUUGAACUGAUAUAGCCUAAAACUGAAUUUGCCUUUCUUGUCAACCCCUGAUAUUUCCUACUUAGUUUGUAAUUCAUUACUUUUCUAAAAUCUUGUAUUAAAAAUGGGGGAGAGUAUAUUGAACACAUGGUAAUGCUUCAGAAACAAUAGUUGUGAAUAGAUAAAAGGCCAGUUAAGUUAACAAACCCAUAAUAGUUAAACAUGUUUACUAUGAAUUGGCUAUGUACAUAAGGAAUAUUUGCUUUUUCUCUGUAGGUUUGCUUAUAAUGUGGCAUUAAUGCAACAGUAGCUAAUGUCAAUGAAUAUCUCAUGAAUAAUUUCAGUGUUUCUCAACCUGAGCCACUUUAAGCUGUGUGGACUUCAAUUCCCAGAAUUCCACAGCCAGCAUGUUGAAGUCCACACAUCUAAAGUUGAGAAACCCUGAAUUAACUGAUCUGAGGUAAAUCUUAUGCCUGAAUUUGUCAAAGCUGAAAAUCUUGUCAAGCACAAGAUUGCUGUACAGCAUUGUGAGACUGGUAAUGGGAUUAGAAGCACAGUGAGUUGGAAAUCUGGUGUUGGGCUUUGGUCUUUCUGAGGGAGAGAGGAAAGAGAGGAAGAUCUGUUGCUGCCAAAUGAAAGAUGAAUGAAGCAGCCUUGCCAGUGGUAGAAAUACAUGAAGGAGAGAAGGGAAGUAGAAAGAAGGCCCAAGGAGAAACGGGCAUAAACCUUUAAGAGAAGAUACAGAAAGUUUAUUAAUUAGAGUUACAGUUUGAACAACAGUAUCCCAUAAUCCAUGGCCAAACAGAGAUGACGGGAAUGAGGGAAUAUGUCAACAUGAUUCAUUGGAAUGAUCAUCAGCUUUAUCACAUGCUCAGGAUUUUUUUUUAAUGAGUAGAAUUAAACACAUCGCAAGAAGCAGUAUUGUUUUCCUUACCUUACCCAAUAGUUUGGAGGUGAUUUUGAAUUUUUUUUUAAAUUAAGAGAAUGGGUUUAGCUUAACUUUCACUUUACCUCAUUUUAAACUACCACUUUUGAGAUCCAUUUAGUUUUUCAAAAUACAAGCUGUUAAUUGGCUAUAGCAGUUGAUGAAUCUCUUAUAAUCCCAUUUCACACAUGGCAUGGGUUUGUGGGAAAGCAUCUAUAAAUAAACUGUUGAUCUGAGGCUGCCACAGGUAGUCCUCGAGUUAUAGUAAUUCCUUUAGCAACUGUUUGAAGUUACAAUGGCACUUAAAAAAAUGACUUACAACCACUCCUCACACUUACGACCAUUGCAGCAUCCCCACUGUUAUUGUGAAUUUGGUGUGACUGACUUAAAAGCCACUUUACUUAGGAAAGGAAGUUCUGGUCUCAAUUAUGGUCGUAAGAUGAGGACUAUCUGUAUUCAGGUACAUUCUCACUUAACAAAUAUCAUUAGUACUGUAAAGUUAUGUAGUAUUUUUUUUCCACAUUUUCUGUUUCAGAUGAUGCAUAUUACAAACCUUUUCAUCUUUAGCAUUCACACUAUCAGCUGAAAGCCUUUCCAUUCAAAAAGAUUACUAGCCCAGACAAUUUCACACUUUAUAUCUAUUCAUACACAUAAUAUAAUUCAAACUGAUUAUUGUUAUAUUUUCAAAAUUUAUUCAGUCUUCAGUUUUGAAAUGAAUCAGUUAAAUCACACUGACCUUCACAAUUGAAACUAAGAGUAAAUACUACCAAGUUUAAUUCACUACAUAAGUAACAUAUUUAAUUUUGAAUGAUUGCAGUACAUACGUAGAUGUUUUCAGCGAUUAUAUUACUGAAAUAUAAUACUGUUUCUUGCACAAUCCCAUCUUCUGAGAGGAGCAACUUAAAAUAUAACUUGGCUAAAAGGCCUUAUUUGUACAAUGGUAAUUUCUAGAUAAUAAUAUUUUUUUCUGUCUUCCAAUAAAAAAAGUUUCCCUCUGAUGACAGCAACACUUAAUAGUUUGUGGUGGCCAUCCAAAAGGUUCUGGCCUGGUUUUGAAUUUAAUAGAAUUAAACAUUAGAUAGAUAACUUUUAUUGUCAUUUUUUACUGUGAGCACAAUGGUACACAUUCAAAAUGAAAUUUAGUUGCUUGUUCUCAACGUGUACACAUAUAUAACACAUAUUUAAACAUAGUAUACACAACAUGUAUAGACCUACACCCUUACAUAUAAGUAACAUAAAUAUUAAUUACUGCCUAUCUUGAAUAUAUAAUGGAAAUAUUGAAUUUGAGUUCAGGAGCAAGUUGUUGGGGAGCAUGACAAGAAAUUACUUCCAUAGAAACUAGAAUGCUGUUACAGGUUGUAAAAAUAAUAGCUAGUUCCUGAUGUUACAAUAAUGCCAGUACUAUAGGUAGUCAUCAUUUUAUGAUCAUAAUUGGGACCGAACCAUCUAUUGCUAUCAAGGCCAUUAAGUCAGUCACAAUUUUAUGAUCUUUUACGCUGUGGUUAAGUGAAUUACAUUAUUUAUUUUAGUUUUAUUAGAAACUUCAUACGGAGUAAAGGUGGUUUCAUUUCCAUUAUUAUAUAACUGUAUUGAAAAUAUAUGUGAUAUUUAGCUGUUCAGUACUCGAAUUUUCUUUAGAGCUUAAGCAAGAGCUUAUAGCAAGAUGUGGUGUUUUAUUAUUCUAAUACAGUUUGCUAAUUUCCUUUUUAUUGCACAUUUAAUUUUUGAUUCUUCACAGCAACAUACACUUGUAAUCUAAGAAUUGGGUAGAGAAACAAGAUUAGAGCAAAUGAAGUUGGAUCUUCUGAAAAUGAAAGAAGCUGCUUUAAUUUAUCUUGACAGGAGUGGUGGUCUUCAGAAAUUUGUUAAUGACUGCAAAUCAUAUUGUAAUGAAUCUAGCCAAGGUUGCGCUGUUUUCCGGUUUCUUAUAUUGAUAAACCCAUCUGAUAUUACUGAGUUGGAUGCUACCCUUGGAAAUUAUAUUUUGCAUCAACCUGUGAAGGGUACUCAGAUUUUUCAGUCAGUAUGUUUUACUGCAGUUAAAACAUUGUCAUUAAUUCAACAAUUAGAGACUGAAGCUCAGAUGAACAUAAUUCUGAAACUAACACAUGUACCUUCCUUGCCCUGUUACAUUCUCAGUCUUUGCAAAUUUCCAUUUGAUUAUACUACUCAGAGGUUUUAUGUGGCAGAGGGAAUAGUGGUUGCAAUGAGUAUCAUAACAAAGUACACACAGGGAGCAAGAUUUGUUUGUUCUGAAGAAACAUGUCAGUUUUCUGAAGGGUUUCAGUAUAUAAGAGUACAUACUGCUGGAGCUACAGAAUCUGCAACACUAAGAAAUGAUUUUGCAUGCAGCUUAUGUAUGUCACCACUGAAAGAAGACAAGAAAUAUCGAGUACUUGGUGAUAAACAAGUGGUUGAAAUGAUUGACUCUAAAGCAGUUAGUGUAUUACAGGGAUUUUCCGGAAAUAAAACACAUUUCAGAUUUCAAUCAUUUACAGUGCUUCUAAGAGAUGAAUUAUCCAAUAAAAUGAAAAUGGGAAAUCAAUAUAAAGUUAUAGGAAUUCCAGUCUAUAUGCAAAGCUGUUUACAAGCCACACUUUGUCUUGAAGCUAACAACAUAUAUCCUUCUAAUUCUACAGGGCUUUCUUGUAUCAGUGAAAAAUUUAAGUACCUGCUUUCUUUGACUUCAAAUUCAUGUUGGAAAUUUACAGCACUUCUGGCUGAAAGCUUUGCUUCAAAAGUUCUUCCAUCGGGCAUUUAUAAUACUCUGAAAUUGGCUAUAUUGUUGAGCUUAGUACAAACUAUUGAUGGAGAUGACAAAACAGCAGACUACUUAGAUCUUCUGGUAAUAACAAAUGAUUCUCUUAUACUGGAGAGAAUUAUGAAUUAUAGUAUAUGUCUUGUGCCCCGAGGCAUUCGGCACUUUCCAUCCGGUGAAGUUUUUCCAACUGUAUCAAAAGAUAAACAUGGGACCGGAACUGCUAUUAUUCAGGCUGGUAGUGCUUUAAUGGCUAAAAAUGGAAUAUGCUUCAUUGGGGAGCUGACUUCAUAUAAGAAAGAGAAACUUGAACAACUACAAACAGUACUAGAGAGCAGGACAAUUACUAAAUUCAUUCCAGGAAAGAAAUAUGGAGAAAGUACUGAUCAGCAAGUUAUUUUUCCAAUUCAAACAAGUUUCUGGUCAUUUAUUGAUGUGGAUUCAUCUUCAAAAAAGCAUAUACAACUGGAUAAUACUGUAAUUGGUCAGUUGGACUUAAGCCUGAUUUCAGCUACUCUUAUAGAUGCCUUUGGACUGUUGAUAUACUGCAAUGAAGCAUCAUGUUGUCAUUCUCCAUUUCCUGUUACCAAUUUCAUUUUAAAAAAAUCUCUUAAUUCAGAAGAGAUUUAUUCUAUCGCCCAACAAUUUCAAACCCAAGAUUAUGAGGAAUUUCUUGCUUUUUCAAAGAAUUUGCAUGUAGAAUUAUGUCCAGAAGCAGAAAGAUUAAUUCAUGGCUACUAUCUAGCAAGUCGAAGAGUCAGAACACAACUCACAAAUGGACCUAAUCUCUCAGCAACUUCACUAAAAAUCUUGAUUUCGCUGUCUAAAGCACAUGCUAAGCUGAGACUAAGGACAAAAGUACUCGAACAAGAUGUUUUAAUUGCAGUGUUAUUAUUUGAAUCAUCUCUUACUUUAAAAUAUGGUGCGUCUGUAUUUUGCGUGGCUCCUAAUGCACUUUUUCCAUUUGAACUCAAUUCUGAGAACUCCCUGAAUCAAAGGGAUAUUUACUUGAUGGAAUACCACCAACAAUUGAAACAGUUCAUUGCUACAUAUGGGCCUGUGACACAUAUUCUCAGCAGUGAGAUUUAGCAAUACACAAUAUUGAAUCCAAUUCUCAGGAAAAUUAAUUCAUUCAUCUAGCCUAUCGGUGCGCUUCCAAGUUAUAUAAUGGAAUACGUUAAUGCUAUAAUGACUCGUCAUGUCCAAACUUUUUUUAAAGUCUUGUAUUUCAGCUAAAGCUAACUAACAUUUUAUUCUUGUUGUACAAUAGUAGUUUUUUCCUAUACCAUAUUGGAUUUUUCUUAUUUUGGAUGUUAUAACAAGCAUAGUAAAAUAGGUACAUUUGUUUUAGUUGUCUCAUCAAAUUUUCUGUUAAUGAAAUUGCAUUCAAAUUCCUCACACAGGAUUUUACUCUCACCCCAAAAAAUCAGUAUCACAUUCUAUAAUAUAAAACAAGAAAUGAAAAUUUAAUGGGAUUCAAAAAUAUACAGGCUGAAAUUCAUUCUCCCACAUGAUAUAAAUAAACGACAGUUCAUCAGCAAAGACUUAGAUUUGAUUCAGUGGUAAGGUUUACAAUAACAUUAAAAACAAAGAUAUACACAUACACAAGUCAAGCAUGGUUGCCAGAUUGGAUUUUACAAAAAUGUAGGAAAAUAGUCUUUAUAGAACCAUGUUAUCUAUCAUGGCAAGUCUGCCUUCCUCACCCAAUCUUCAUGCAGAAACAAGAAAAAUUCUGAAAGUUUUCAAACAAGCUAACUGAAAAAAAGUUAUUCUUUCCAGGAAAUCUUGAGAAAAAAAUAUAAUGAAAAACAUACCGUCAAUGCCGGCGUAUAAGACGACUUCUGCGAGUGCUGAAAUCGGCGCCAAAGACGGGGUCGUCUUAUACGCCGAGUCGUCUUAUACGCCGGAAAUACUGGUAGUUUCCGGCGUAUAAGACGACGUUCUAGGAAUGCGGCCCGGCUAUAAAGACGGGGGUCGUCUUAUACGCCGGGUCGCCUAAUACGCCGGCAUAUAUGGUACUUUACAACUACAUCAACAUCAAACUAAAAAAUUUGUUCAAAAUUAAUUUCAUACUGGAAAA